Molecule: messenger RNA, 2609 nt
Organism: Drosophila novamexicana
Lineage: Eukaryota; Metazoa; Arthropoda; Insecta; Diptera; Drosophilidae
Product: box A-binding factor
Exons: 5
Coding region: 1-2475 (824 amino acids)
Source: RefSeq, a predicted model, not a curated record
AUGAGGAUGUUGUGCUGCGACUAUACGCGGCCAGCCCCUGCACCUGUUCCCGCCCCUGCCCCUGCACUGGCAACGGGUCGUCAGAGUGAGCUCAUUGCGGGCAAUGAGUUUCUCAAGCUGUUCCUCGAUCACGACGAACAGCAGCGCAGCCUGCACAGCGAUGAGGAGCUCGAGGCACCCGCUGCUGGUCGCCUGAACAAUGCCAGAAGCUUGGAGCACAAGACGCGCUACCGCAACGCGAAUGCGCAGCAUCAGACAGAUGCCGAGGGCAAGCAGGUCGUCAAGUUGGUGACCACAGGCAGCAAGAUUGUCUUUCUAGAGGAUGCGCCCGCAGCAUCAACCAGCAAGCCAAAGUCCAGCGAUGAGGUCAAGGUGGUGGCUGUCAGCGUCAGUUCCUCCAGUAAGCGUGGCAGUCGUAGAAGCAGUGCGCCGAGUGCAACCGGCGUGGAUUUUGUCAAUCGCUCGCACAAGAGCGAACUGUCCAUUGAGGAGACUGAGCCACGCCUGGCCGCCGAUGUCAUGGAUGUGGAGAGCGACUCGCUGAACAGCGCCUCCAAUAUACAAAACGUUUUGGCGGCGCCAUUACUAGCUGCAGCCACCUCCAGCCGCUCCAGUUCGAGAGCCAACGAUGCGGAGGCGGUGUCAGAGGCAAACACUCAUGAGUCUGUUGCGGGUGAUGACAAAUUGCUGCCGUUCCAGACGGUGAUCUAUCACGACACGAAGCAGGGCCAUGGACCCCAGUCAAGAUCAAUAUCAUACAGCUCCAUAUCGCAGAACGUGGAUGAUCUCCAUGUGCCGGGUGGCUGGCAUCAGUCGGCCGGUAUCUUGGCGGAGGCACAGCGCAACGUGAGCGACAGCCUCAAGCCCAUGCCACGUCUCGCCUCGGAGCCGUCCAAGUUCUAUUCCGUGCCAUCGAAAAUGUACAGUGUGCCUUCCAAGUUUUACUCAGAGCCAGCUAAGGUCUAUUCGGAGCCGGCAAAGAUGUAUGGCCAGCCAGAGAAGGUAUAUUCGGAGCCGGCCAAAGUCUAUGGACAGCCGUCCAAGUUUUACUCAGAGCCAGCGAAAGUAUACUCGCAGCCAGCUAAGGUCUAUGGUGAGCCCGCCAAGACCUACUGGCCGCAAACUGUUACAACCGGUACCGGUGUCACUCUCGGCACGACCAGCUCGCCCACCACAACAGGCGCUACUUUGGCAGCGGCAACAACAGCAACGCCAGCAACUGUGCCAACGGGCCCUGCUCCCACCACCUUUGUGCCCUCGCGUCGGCCUGCAAUUGUCUCGCGGAUUGCAUUCGGCGAGGCGCAGACGACAACGACAACGACAGGCAGAUCCAUGGAAUCCCAGACGGCAACGAGCAGCACGCUGCCCACCGUUAGGCCAAGCACUUGGCACCACCAUUAUCACAGUGGUCAUAAUCAUCAUCUGCACCAACAACAACAACAGCAGCAACAACAACAGUCUGCAACGAGUGCGGGCAAUUCGCAGCCGCGUCGUGUACUCUUCAAUUUGGAUAAAUUACCUUAUGAUUUAUUGAAUGCACCGCAACCGCAGCCAGCGCGCCAUCUAUUGGAGCCAAUUUUAUCAAAGAGUCCAAGCACAAGCGACUACCAGCAACAGCAGCAGCAGCAGCAGCAGCAGCAGCAUCAGCAAUAUCAUCGUCCAUGUUGGGAACAACAGCAACGUCAGCAUUCAUCACUGUCGCUUCAACAUUCUAAUCAAAAUGCCAAAGGAUUGCCCAAUAGAGAUCUAGUCAAGUGUGUUUCCAAAUUUGCACACCAACAUGUAUCGCCUGCAGCAGCAUCCGGCAUUAGUGCCUUUUCAUACAGCUCCAGCUCCAGCAGCUCAUCAUCCUCAUCCUCCGCUGCUGCCGCCUCGCCAGUUAACGAUGCGACCAUGUUGCCACACUUUACAACCGAACGCGCCGAGCUUUACACACCGACCCCAGAGCAGAAUUACGAAAUUGAAGAGUCCGUAAGUUUUAUGACAAACGGACGAGCCCAUGGAUUGCAGGGUGUCAGCAGCAGCAGCAGCGGCGGCGGUGGCGGCGCAUUGGUCACAGCCACAACACCAGCCAGUCCAGCAACCACAACAUCAGCAACAUCCAAUGGAGCAGCAACAACAUCAACGCAACACGGUCGCAAUCGCGGCAUAGACCGGGGACGCGGUUCGGUGGUGUACAACGCCAACGCAAAUGCCAACGACUAUGAUGGUGCUGGUGACGGUGGCGACGAAGAUGCUGAGGGCAGGGGCAGCACAGAUGAGUCAGAUGAAGAUAAAGUCGCCUAUGUGGUGGAGGGACGUAACUAUCGCAAGUAUCGCGUCGAGGAGAAAACCGACGACGGCUUCAUCGUUGGCGAAUAUGGCGUCGUGGACCACAACGAUGGCAACCUAAGCGGUGUGCGUUACACCGCCGACUCGACCAUUGAUCGCAGCUUGAUACAAAAGGCGUUGUUGACAUUUCUGAAGCUCAAGUAGUUGGAGCCACAGCUGUACUGCGGCAACUCUCGAGCUGCCCGAGCUGACCCAGCUGCCUCAGCUGCCUCGAUUGGCUCGGCUGCCCAGCUGCCACAGCUGCAGCGGCAAUUCAUUUCAUACACAUGUGAUCCAAG